This is a messenger RNA of Pieris rapae (cabbage white), 2449 nucleotides long. RefSeq names its product protein-L-histidine N-pros-methyltransferase. The record is from RefSeq and is a predicted model, not a curated record. NCBI's taxonomy places the organism in Eukaryota, Metazoa, Arthropoda, Insecta, Lepidoptera, Pieridae. The coding region runs from base 265 to 1176 and encodes 303 amino acids. The transcript is spliced from 6 exons. Gene Ontology annotation, molecular function: protein-L-histidine N-pros-methyltransferase activity.
AAGUUAGAACUUGUGUUUCAUAUUGUGCAACAUCUUAUGUUUUUUGCUUUUAUUCUUAAAUAAUCAUCAAAAUGUGUAAUAUGGUAUUCAAUUUAUAUUACUAGUAAACAAUUAAAACACAUCAAAUCUUAAAAGGCAGAUAAUAUUUAAUCUUGAGGUUAUUAUUCGUAGGAAUACAGAGAAGUUUGUCCAAAACAUGAGCACUUUGAAUUACUUGAUUGGGAGUUAAAUUUACCCCUGGAAAGAAGAAUUAGGUAUGAAGAGAUGGCAAGUAGUGGAUUGAAUGGUUUAUACAGACCAAGAAGUGCUUUGGCUCGCGCUAUGUAUGAAAAACAUAGAAAUGAUAGAUAUCUGCAAGAAUUUGAUCAAAAUGAGUGGUACCAAGUAGACAAGAGCAAGCUGUCGCCUGAUCUUCAAGAGAAGUUCGUGCAGCUGCAUCCAGAUAAGGAGACACAGGAGUUCCUUUCCACCUCCAUCGACAAGUCGUCCUGGGUCUGGACCCAGGUCUGGUACAUCCUAGCCAAGUCCUUCUUGAGACACUUCUGGACUACAACAGAUAUCAAUGGAUGGCUCGGUCGUGGUUCAAUGUUCGUGUUAUCCUCAGCUCAGGCUAGAACACUGCUGAGCCGCGCCCGCGCAGGCCGUGGCGGCAUCGACAAGCAAUCUACACUAGUCGAUAUCGGCGCAGGAGACGGUGAAGUAAGCCGUAGAUAUGCAGACCUUUUUGGAACAAAGUAUGCCACCGAGAUAUCUGCCUCUAUGAGGAAAGUGCUUAGUGGCAAAGGAUUUACUGUGCUAGACGUGGAAGACUGGUGGAAAGGUCAAAAGUUCUCUUGUGUGUGCAUGAUGAAUUUGGUAGACCGCUGCAUGAGACCACGGACUAUGCUGCAGCAGGCCAGGGAAGCGCUCACUUCAGACGGACUGUUGUUGCUGGCUCUUGUAUUGCCAUAUAAGGCGUAUGUUGAAGCGACAUCAGACCAUAAGCCAGAAGAAAGACUGCCUAUAGCAGGCAUCACAUUUGAAGAACAGGUCUCCUCGUUUGUGGAGUUCAUGCGGGGUUUGGGCUGGGAGAUCGCCAGCUGGUCCAGAGUUCCAUAUCUUUGCGAAGGAGACUUUUCCCAGGCUUAUUACUGGCUUGACGACUCUAUAUAUGUGUUUAGACCAAUUGAGCCUUAAAUCACCUAUCAUUUUAUCCUAUAUUUAUACGCCUUUACAUUUAUGGAAAACGACUUGGGUUUUGCACAGAUUUUUCAAUGUGCAAAACUUUCACCUGUCUCUUUUCAUCACAUCGUUAAACCCAAUUUGACGGAAAGAGACAUAUGAAGGUUUUAGUGACGGUGUUUUAUGAUUACGGUUAUAUACUGUUUUUAAUAACUAUUUUGUAAUAGAUUUGUAUGCAAAUGGUGCCAACAUAUAUGAGCAGCGCACAACUAGUACAAACUAAAGUGGACAUUCCAAUUAAUUAAGACACUGAUUAUAAAGACGUAAUAUUCGAAUAAAAAAAUCUUUAAUUUCGAAUAAAACAAUCACAUUAUUCUGCCGUUUUUUCGUCUAGGUUCCAUAUAUAAAACUGAUAAUAUUUGUAUGGUUUUGCAUUAUACAGCUAUACGUAAAUAAUAAGUGCGCGUAUACGUAUACGCACGUAUCAUCAAACGCUACUAAAGUGGAUAAUCAGCAAUUUCAACCAAUAUUUCAUUUCAUUAAUUAUCCCUAGACGUCACUACCUCAGCCUGAUAAAGUACAUCGAAUACCUGAACAAUGACGAGUAUUUUGAAAGAUUAUCUUAGUAAUUUGAGUAAACUUACAUUAUUGUACUUAUAUAUUUUAUUAUCGAUGUUUAACAUUAGGCACUCUCAAACUUGCUUGUUGUGAAACUAUGAUAUUUAAAAUAUCUCUAAAAUUCUUGAUGUGAAGAUACUUGUUUUGCAUAAACAUGAAUGUUAUAUUAUUUGUAUUUUGCCAUUGGGCUUUAAACCAAAUUCCUAUUGCAUUCAGGCGAAAAUUAACAUUCUAAAAAGUACUAUAUGUGUUGUCAUAUUCAAUGUAUUUCUAUAAAUUUAUACUUUAUUUAAAAUAAUUAAAUAAGUGCAAUAGUUAUUUUGCGAUCACUAAGUCUAAUAAGAUUUGAUGUGAUCAAAAGUGGUCAUAACAAUAGUAAUUUCAUAAAAUGGAAUUUUUAAGAAUAUCUGAAUGUUGUUUCUUAGAUUUAUCAGAUCUCAUAUGUUACUUACCUUCGUACAUCCUAUAAACAUUGUAUUUUUAAGUAAAAUUAUAUGCCUAUUGUUGUAUGUGCGUAAUAUUAUAAUCAUUCCUUAUUUCAUAGGUUUUAUUAAUACUAAUCUGUCAAUUAUUUAGUCGUGUAUGUGUAGUAAAAUAAUUCAUAUUGUGUCGUUCUCAAGUUUUUGAAAAUCAUAUGAGGAAUCAAAUUAAUAAAUUUAUAUGUACCAUA